UGUGCCUGCUGUAAGGCAGAAUAAAAACUCUUCCUUCUUCCCUAUAGUUUCUUGUCAAUACAAUUGAAGGAAACCAAAAAAAAAAAAAAGGGCAAAUAAAUCCCAAUUGGAAGGAAGCCAUGGAAAGCGGUGUGGUGCUGCUUGAAAAUGGAAACAAGACUACUGAAGCACCAAGUAAUGUCACCAUAAAAGCGACACUUAGCUUGCUGAUGGCCAACUUAAAUGUUGAGAAAAACAAGAAGAAACUGAUAUCUUUAGGGAUUGGUGACCCGACUGUUUAUUCUUGCUUCAGUACCAAUCUUGCCGCUCAAGAAGCCGUGGCGGAUUCCGUUCUCUCCGGCAAAUUCAACGGCUACAAUCCCACCGGUGGGCUUCCUGAAACAAGAAAGGCGAUUGCGGAAUAUUUGUCUGCUGAUCUUCCGUACAAACUGUCACCUGAUGAUGUUUUUGUAGCAUCUGGAUGUACCCAAGCUAUCGAUAUGGUGAUAUCCGUCUUGGCUCGCCCUGGAGCUAAUGUGCUGUUACCUAGACCUGGUUUCCCGAGUUAUGGAAUCUGUUCCAGUUUCAGAAACAUUGAGGCUCGUUAUUACGAUCUCCUGCCUGAUAAAGGCUGGGAGGUUAAUCUCGAAUCUGUCGAAACUCUUGCAGAUCAGAAUACCGUCGCAGUGGUUGUUAUCAACCCUGGAAACCCUUGUGGAAACGUUUACAGACGCCGGCAUUUGGAGGAGAUUGCGGAAACUGUUGGAAGGCUUCGAAUCCCGGUCAUCGCUGAUGAAGUUUAUGGGCAUUUGGCUUUUGGUGAUACUCCGUUUGUUCCAAUGGGUGUAUUUGGAUCCAAAGUACAGGUUCUUACUUUGGGUUCUUUGUCGAAAAGAUGGUUAGUUCCUGGAUGGCGCCUCGGGUGGCUGGUUAUGAACGAUCCGUCGGGAGAAUUCAGAAACCCCAAGCUCAUCGAGCGUGUCAAGAAGUAUUGUGAUGUUUCUGGAGGUCCAGCAUCUUUCCUCCAGGCGGCUGUUCCUGAAAUUAUUCGGCAAACCAAUACGGAUUUCUUCGCCAACACCAUUAAAAUCCUGAGGCAGACUUCAAACCUGUGUUAUGAAAAGCUAGAGGAAAUCCCUUCCAUUAGUUACUCCUCUAAAGCUGAAGGGUCUAUGGCCUUAAUGGUAAAGCUUAAUCUAUCAGUUUUGGUAGACAUUGGCGACGACAUGGAGUUUUGUCUUCAGCUGGCUAAAGAAGAGUCUCUCAUCAUUCUUCCAGGAAUUGUGGUGGGGCUUAAGAAUUGGAUUAGAGUGACUUUUGCUGCAGAUCCUGCAUCCAUUGAAGAAGCACUCGGAAGGUUGAAGGCUUUUUGUCAGAGACAUUCCAAGCAAUCCUCUUAAAAAAUGUAUCCAACAAAAUUUCAACGCGUGAAAAAUGGAAUGACUGCACUAUUUAUUUUCUUUUUAAUUUCAGCAUGUUGAAUUAUCAAACAUAUGUGCAAU
Molecule: messenger RNA, 1481 nt
Organism: Oldenlandia corymbosa var. corymbosa
Lineage: Eukaryota; Viridiplantae; Streptophyta; Magnoliopsida; Gentianales; Rubiaceae
Source: the annotation of a GenBank genome assembly